AUGGCUGUGGAUGCCCGCUUGAUGCCCUACUCUGCACCCAACACCCCCGAGCCGCAGACGGUUCGCUCUACUGCUUCAACUCCUUCCCUGCGAUCCCGCGAUGGUACGCUGCCCAUGCUCGCUAGGAUGGACGGAGGCGGCAAUGUCAGAGUCGUUGUUCGCGUGAGAGCUUUUCUCAAGAGAGAGCUCGAACGCCGGACACGAUGCCUGAUCAAGAUGGAUCCCAUCACUCAACAAACGACACUGCUUGCUCCAGACGAAGACGAACAGCCCGGCCCCAAGUCCAGGUCGCGCAAGGCCGAUGACAAGAAAUUCACAUUUGACUCGUCCUUCUGGAGCCACGACACGAAAGAUAAUCACUACGCCCACCAAGAGGACGUAUACAAUGCCCUCGGCGAAGAGUUCCUCGACCACAACUUCGAAGGCUACCACACAUGCAUCUUUGCCUAUGGUCAGACCGGCUCUGGCAAGAGCUACACCAUGAUGGGCACGCCUGACCAGCCAGGCCUGAUCCCCCGCACCUGCGAAGACUUGUUUGAGCGUAUCCAGGCGGCCCAAAACGAAGACACAAACAUUGCCUACAAUGUGCGCGUCUCCUAUUUCGAAGUCUACAACGAGCACGUUCGUGACCUGCUCGUUCCCGUCAACGCAAGCCUUCCGCCCAACUAUCUCAAGAUUCGCGAAUCCCCGACCGAGGGCCCCUACGUCAAGGAUCUCACCGAGGUGCCCGUUCGCAGCAUCGACGAGAUUCUGCGUCACAUGAAGAACGGCGAUGCCUCCAGAACUACGGCGAGCACCAAAAUGAACGAUACCAGUAGCAGAAGUCACGCGGUCUUUACCAUUAUGUUGCGCCAGAUUCAUCACGACAUGGAGACGGACGAGACGACGGAGCGCAGCUCGCGUAUCCGGCUUGUCGAUCUGGCGGGCAGUGAGCGUGCCAAGUCUACUGAAGCUACCGGCGCCCGCCUGCGCGAAGGCUCCAAUAUCAACAAGUCGCUCACCACUCUCGGUCGUGUCAUUGCUGCCCUCGCCGACCCCAAGACGCUCCGACCCGGGGCCAAGCGCAAGGAGGUGGUCCCUUACCGAGACUCGAUCCUUACGUGGCUGCUCAAGGAUUCCCUGGGUGGCAACAGUAAAACUGCAAUGAUUGCGUGCAUUGCGCCCUCUGACUAUGACGAGACGCUCUCCACACUGCGAUAUGCCGACCAGGCCAAGCGCAUCCGCACCCGCGCCGUCGUCAACCAGGACCAAAUGUCCACUGCCGAACGCGACGCCCAAAUUGCCGCCAUGUCCGAAGAAAUCCGCAUGCUGCAAAUGUCUGUAUCCGAUUCCUCUCGCCAGCGCGAAAAGAACGCCAAGGACGCCGAGGAGCGCCUCGACGAAUAUCAGCAACGUGUCGCGACAAUGCAGCGCCUCAUGGAGGAGCGUGGCAUGGUGGCCGAGAGCAAGAUCAAAAAGCUGCAGACCGAGAACGAGGCCCUGAAGCUGCAUCUCAAGCUGGCCAUCGAGAGUCUCAAGAACCCUAUUCCCCCAGUGCAGGUCCAGUCUUUUGACGACGAUGGCAAGGAGAAUGCUGCUCACACUAUUCACGACGACCAAUCCGACGAAGAGGACGACGAUUAUGGCUACGACUCCGAUAGCACAGCCCAUGGCAGUGACGACUUGCAGGAAGAAAUGCAUCGCUACUUGCAAGAUAUGGGCAAUCUCCGCAAGCUCAUUGGCGGCGACUUGUCGCGCUUCAAAGAUGAGACGAGCGUGCGCAUGCCACUUGGUAUGAGGGAAAAUGCAUAG
This is a messenger RNA of Akanthomyces muscarius, 1791 nucleotides long. RefSeq lists its product as uncharacterized. Lineage: Eukaryota; Fungi; Ascomycota; Sordariomycetes; Hypocreales; Cordycipitaceae. The record is from RefSeq and is a predicted model, not a curated record. Gene Ontology annotation, biological process: mitotic spindle organization; microtubule-based movement. The transcript is spliced from 2 exons. Gene Ontology annotation, molecular function: microtubule binding; ATP binding; microtubule motor activity. Bases 1 to 1791 code for a protein of 596 amino acids.